Hansenula ciferrii is the source of this 750-nucleotide messenger RNA. It is a transcript of the gene RRF1, whose product is annotated as Rrf1p. The record is from RefSeq and is a predicted model, not a curated record. The transcript has a single exon. The coding region runs from base 1 to 750 and encodes 249 amino acids. NCBI's taxonomy places the organism in Eukaryota, Fungi, Ascomycota, Saccharomycetes, Phaffomycetales, Wickerhamomycetaceae. Gene Ontology annotation, biological process: translation. Gene Ontology annotation, molecular function: ribosomal large subunit binding. Gene Ontology annotation, cellular component: mitochondrion.
AUGUUCAAGUCAAUCGUUAAUACAUCCUCAUUAUUCAGUCUCAAAUCUUUAGCUGGUGUCAGUGUGAGACCUUUGUCAUCAACAUCCAUCUUGUAUAAACCAAAAGCUAAAAAAGGUGGUAAAGCUGAUAAAGGUGGAAAGGGUAAAAAUGCUAAAUCUGAAGAAGAAGAAGAAGUUGUUGAAGAAGCUGAUCCAACUAUCGUCUUGGGUAAAUUAGAAGCUAAAUUUAAAGAAUCAUUAGAACAUCAUAAGAAAAGAAUCGCUGAAACUAAAUUAGGUGCAGCAAAUCCAAAAAUCUUCGACAAUAUUCAAGUUGAAAUUAAUAAAAAACCACACAUUUUCACAUCAUUAGCUCAAACUGCCCUAAAGGGUAGAAAUUUAAUCAUUACUGUGUUUGAUCCUAAUCAUUCCAAGAAUAUUGUCUCUUCAGUUUUAGGUUCAGGUUUAAAUAUGAAUCCAGAAACUGUUCCAAAUUUCCCACAACAAUUGAAAGUUCCAUUACCACCACCAACUGUGGAAACAAGACAUGAAAUUGCAAAACAAUUAAAGAAAGAUUUCGAUAAUUUUAAAAAUUCAAAUGAUAAAUUUGCACUUUCAACUGCAAGAGCUGCAGCAUUAAAAGAAUUGAAAACUUUUAAAAAAAGUGAUGCUAUUAAAAAAGUUUCAAAUGAUGUGGAGAAAUUAUUCAAGAAAUAUUCUGAUGAAUUACAAAAUAAUUUUAAAGCUGCUGAAAAAUCAGUUUUGAAAUGA